This is a messenger RNA of Labrus mixtus (cuckoo wrasse), 786 nucleotides long. RefSeq names its product ladderlectin-like. The transcript is spliced from 7 exons. Bases 27 to 701 code for a protein of 224 amino acids. The record is from RefSeq and is a predicted model, not a curated record. Gene Ontology annotation, molecular function: signaling receptor activity. Lineage: Eukaryota; Metazoa; Chordata; Actinopteri; Labriformes; Labridae.
CUUUAAGUAUCUGCAUCAACUCAGCCAUGAAGCUGCUGACCGGGUUGCUACUUGUCUGUGCCACGAUGGCCCUGACUAAUGCUGCAUCCAUUCAAGAAGAACCAUCCAUUCAAAAAGAACCAUCCAUUCAAGAAGAACCAUCCAUUCAAAAAGAACCAUCCAUUCAAGAAGAACCAUCCAUUCAAGAAGAACCAUCCAUUCAAGAAGCUGUUCCAGAAGCACAGCCUGAUGUAAUGGCAGUGGGAGCAUCUAUGGAAGAUGAUGAUGGUCACACUGUCCAAAGAUCAAGCGCUUGUCCCAGUGGUUGGAUUCAACACUACAAUCGCUGUUUCCUCUUCGUUAGAACAUCAAUGACUUGGACUAAUGCUGAGAUAAAUUGUCAGGCUCGAGGUGGACGCCUUGCAUCAGUGCACAGCUUUGAUGAGUAUCACUUUAUUCAGGGAAUAAUAUUGAGGCAGACUGGAAUGUAUCCAUCUACAUGGCUUGGAGGCUCAGAUGCACAACAGGAGGGUACUUGGCUGUGGAGUGAUGGAUCACGUUUCAGCUAUGUGAACUGGUAUCCAGGACAGCCUGACAACCAACAUCACUAUCAGCACUGUUUGGUGAUGAACUUUGCUGAUCAAAAAAGAUGGGAUGAUUUGCAGUGUUAUCACCAACACCCAUUCGUCUGUUCAAAGACUCUUGAAUCCUGCCUUGGCUGACGAGCAUGUCAAGAACUCCAACUCAUCAGUCUCAUAUUUAAUCUGAAGGCUCUAUAUCUUAUCUCAUAACUCUGUUUUUUUCUUA